UUUAAUUAAACAUCAGUAACUUAUGUGAAUUAUGUAAAGUCUACAAAAUUAACUAAAUACUACGCGAAAUUCCAAAUAAAAUUAGUGCAAUUAAGAUAAAGCGAAAAAGUGCAGGCGCCAAUGCCUUGAAUGCCAUGAAGCGUUCACCUCAAAAUCGUACCCAUGCGAAACCCUUAAUUUCGCGCCGAUCCGCUUCCAUCUUCGAUGCGCUUAAUCCCAGUUUGACUAACCUGGAAUCGUUGGCAAUGCAGAAAGCGUGGAGAAUUCUGGAACCAAAAUUGCGAUCACUCUCCACCGAUAUACUUAUGAACCUCUACUCGGAGCAUUACGAGAUUAUGGAAAAGUUUCGCGAUGAAAGUGGCAAAUUAUGUAACUAUGAAUUGAUAAAUUACGCAACUUGGCUGCUACGGCUUUACGGCUCGAUUAUAAAUAAUAAAGUAGAUCCAAUUAAAACGAAGAAAAUAUUGGAACCCUUGAUAGAGAAGCUGAAAAAGUAUUCCAUGGAUGUGGAUUGCGUAAAGCUCCAGUUGGAGGGUAUUAAACAUUUUAUAUUUGCUGAACUACGGAAUGCCUUAUCGCCCACAUCAAUCGAGGCCUUCAAUAAGCUUCACAAUACCAUUAUCAGAUAUGUUUAUAUAAAACUUAAUUAACAUAAUAUACAUAUGUAUGUAUAGAUAUAUUUGUAAAGCAGUAGGUAUACGAUGUUUGAGAAGGCUUGAAUGGACGUAUAAGUACAUAGGUCGACGAUUGGCUAAAACACCGAG
Messenger RNA from Bactrocera tryoni, 764 nucleotides. RefSeq lists its product as uncharacterized. Gene Ontology annotation, molecular function: oxygen binding; heme binding. The transcript has 3 exons. Lineage: Eukaryota; Metazoa; Arthropoda; Insecta; Diptera; Tephritidae. The record is from RefSeq and is a predicted model, not a curated record. Bases 135 to 650 code for a protein of 171 amino acids.